Lodderomyces oxycetoniae is the source of this 786-nucleotide messenger RNA. RefSeq names its product Ypt7p (gene YPT7). NCBI's taxonomy places the organism in Eukaryota, Fungi, Ascomycota, Pichiomycetes, Serinales, Debaryomycetaceae. Gene Ontology annotation, biological process: regulation of vacuole fusion, non-autophagic. The coding region runs from base 1 to 786 and encodes 261 amino acids. Gene Ontology annotation, molecular function: GTPase activity; GTP binding. The transcript has a single exon. The record is from RefSeq and is a predicted model, not a curated record. Gene Ontology annotation, cellular component: fungal-type vacuole membrane; vacuole; phagocytic vesicle.
AUGUCAUCAAGCCACCACCAUCAACAAGUACCAACGUUGAAAAUAGUGCUACUAGGAGAUCUGGGAGUGGGCAAGACUUGUUUAAGGUCACAGUUUGUUCACCAUGUGUUUACAAACUCAUAUAAAGCUACAAUUGGCGGCGAUUAUCUCACUACAACAAUUGAACUACCUCGAGAAAAACACAUUCGUGGGAAAACUGUUGAAACUACCAAAUCAGUUUCGCAGGCAGCACCCUUUGAGGAAGUAGAAGAGGUGCUGGAGAAUAACUCUUUCCACACAGAAAAGAUAAAUUUGCAAAUAUGGGAUACUGCUGGACAAGAAAGGUUUAAUUCAAUAUCACUGGCAUUCUAUCGAGGUACUGAUAUAUGUAUCCUAUGCUAUGACAUAACCAAUUACGAGUCUGUACUAAGCUUGAGAGACUGGUUUGGUUGGUUUAUAGAGCAUUGUCGUGUUGCUAACCCAGGUGUGAUUAUUGUUGGGAACAAACUUGAUAAGUCGAAAAAUCGAGUAGUGGAUAAAGAGGAAAUCAAGGAUAUAUUACCCAACAAUGCAACAAAGCUGCCAGCAAAUGUUGGUGAUUAUAUUUGUAAUUGGGAUACAGAUGUGUUGGAAGUAAGUGCAAAACAACUAGAUAAAGUCAAGGAGUUAUUUGUAAGGGCAGCAACAUUGGGUAGAGACCUUCAUCUGAGUGACUACAUGGAACAUCGAAGAUUGCAAAAUUCAAAUAAUAUAAUCGAUUUGCAUCAAACCAUUCAAAUAGAUAAUAAAUCAAAAUGUGCAUGUUGA